AUGGAGCCUUAUCGGUUUGAUGAUACUAUGGAGGUGACCUCGGAUCCCCACGGUUUUCCGGCCGAUGACAUCGAAAUCGACCUCGAUGCUUAUCCAGAAAGCGAGGAUGAGGUCGACAAUGAUGUCGUUGUUGACGAUGCUUCAGCAACGGUAUCUGAUCGUCGGGAGAUGUCCCAAGAUCCAUAUGACGGCUUGAAGGAUGCCGAUAUGGCUGAUGACGACUACUCAGCAGUUAACAUGCUUGAUCUGGAAGCUGCAUCGUACCAAAAUGACCAUGAUCAUCACGAAACCGGCUGCAAUGUAGCUCCUCUCACCGAAGAUCCCUACGAAAACGAUAUGGAUGAUGACUACGAAGAAGAUAUCGAUGCUCCUAUCCCCGAUAGUCACAGUCAAGUUAAUAUUGAAAAUGAACAAGCAAAUGAUAAAGAAGAAGGACUUGAAAAUGUCGUGACGGAACCAACAUCGCCCCAAAACAAAGCUGAACCUAACCAGAAUUCCGAUAUAGAAAGAGCCCAAGCCCAUAUACAGACGGCCGCCACGGAGUCGGACAAUCUUAUUUGUUCGCAGGAACAUGAUUCGGAUCCAUUGCCCGCCGUAGUUGGGGACAUUAAUGAUGGAACAGUGAAAACGGCCGAGAUGCACCCUGCUAAACAUGCCAUAAAUGAAAUUUCCCCAAAUAAAAAGCCCCCUUCGCACACGGAGCCCGAACUCCAGGCCUUGGCCGAAGGAGAGGGUGCCAACUCUGGAGAGAUUAAUCUAGAAUCAAAUCACGAUUCAACUGUUCCAUCUCAGGAUACUUAUUAUGAAAAUUCGGAAGGGCCUACAGCUGCUGAAACGACGACGGAGGGUGACCUUGAAGCGGUUGGUAAAGACGUAGAGCCUGGGACGGCGAGUGAAAACGCAGACAAUGACAAUUUCAAUGAAAAUAAAACCGCGGUCGAAGGUGAAAGGACGGAAAGUACUGAUUUUACAGGCUACCAACAGCUACAUAAAGUGACGGUAUUGUACCAGGAAAAUGAGAUAUCAUUGUUUCCGCCAAAUGAAGAUGAUUCGUCGGAUAUGUACUUUUUGGAAGACGAAGGUUUGGCCCAUGAACCCCUAUAUCUGCUUUUCCAAGCUUUUCGUAGGGUUCUUGGAACCCAUGUAACCAUGAAAGACGAACUCGUGGUAUUCAUUGAACCAUUAUAUUUACAGCUAAGUGAGAUUGCGGUUCGAGAAUCAAACACCAGCCUACAUCAAAUUGUACAGCUUUAUCUUGACCUUUCUCGUAACGACGGUAUUGAAGAACCUGACCCAUUGUACAUCAACCUAAGCUUUAAAUCUACCUGGGAGGCAGAUUUGACUGCUCUUCGAAAUGCAGCUGAAAGUGGCCAAGGUUUAGCAAGCCUCGGACAAUGGGACGCGCAAGAUCAAACCGAAAGCACAUGUACUGAGAAUCAGAGCCGAAGCGGCCUUUCGAACCCCCCUGAAGGGGAGCGUACACUUGAAGCUGCUGAUACUGCCGAUGGUUUGAUUUCAGAUAAUUUUCAACCCGAAACUAACCCAGCGGGGACUUCUGUCUUAUCAGAUGAACAAAAAGAUAUGAAUCAAAACUCAGCUAGUCAACCACUAGGCGAACCAGAAGCUUCACAGGGGAAUGAAGAGUUCCUGAAUGAUUCAAGCACAAUCUUGAAUGAGACGCAAUCUGAAGCCAGUGGCAGUUAUGAGGACGGCAGUCAGAGCCUAAAAGAUUCCUUUGCACAAGAGGAACUUACAGCUGUCAUCAAUACUCAGAAUUAUUCUGAAGACACACAUGACACGCCAAAAGAGACAUCUGUCGCGACCUCCGGUAUAAAUAUUAGUGAAGUUAACAACGACUUUGAAGAUGGCGAAGUUGUGACAGAGGGUAACAUCCACGAAACGACCUCCGGUAUAAAUAUUAGUGAAGUUAACAACGACUUUGAAGAUGGCGAAAUUGUGACAGAGGGUAACAUCCACGAAACGAAGCCAAUAGAAGAUAACCAACAUUUACCUCCCAUUCAAAAACCUAACCCUAAAUCUCCCAUAUCACCUACAAGUGGUUCAUUUGACAAAGUAUCUGGCGAGGGUGCAACGAGCGGCACGUGGGAAGUAGCUGGUAAUGACGGGCUGAAUCUAGAAGAUGUUGGGAAAGCUCCCGAAAUGGAAAAUGGGGAUGAAACACCAGACUUAAAUAUUGAGGCAGCGGAACCUAUUUUGAAGGGCCAUAGCGAAUCCCUCGUUGAACAACAGAGAGAUACCCAGGGGGCACUUUACAAACAGGAACCCACUACACCAGGGCCGAAUAUUGAUGUUUUCGACAUUGACAUCGACCUUUUUAAAAGCCCCACGACCGAAACGGGCGAUGGUGUCCUUCCUGAAGACAACAAAAGCUCACGCCUUGGUGAAAUAAUAGCUGGGUCUAUCAUGUAUGACCAAACACAAAAGCUUCCCAGUUCCGGCCCAACGAAUGACCACAUAGAGUGGGAUUUCGUUGAUCCUGACGUUUCCGGGCAGGAUAAUCAGCCUUUGCUGGAGGAUGAUAACUCGAAAACAGUCAAGCGACCUCGGGACGACGAUAUGGUUGUUGCUCCAGAGUCUUCCGGUCCGGAUUCAAAGCGACAACGUUCCGAAUAA
Ophidiomyces ophidiicola is the source of this 2634-nucleotide messenger RNA. RefSeq lists its product as uncharacterized. The record is from RefSeq and is a predicted model, not a curated record. Lineage: Eukaryota; Fungi; Ascomycota; Eurotiomycetes; Onygenales; Onygenaceae. The coding region runs from base 1 to 2634 and encodes 877 amino acids. The transcript has 3 exons.